GUGAGCAGUUCACAUUAGUUAUAGAAUAUAGAAACGAGAAACAACUGAAAAUUUGUUGACGUGCCGCGUAGGAUCAUCGCCGUCGAUGACGCAAGCUAAGCUAGCAACAAACAACGAGGAUCACAUUGGUAAUCAUCGUCAAUGAGCGUCUAAAGGUAAUUAACCGGCUAACCUGAAGGAGGAGAUAAAAUUCAAAUUAAAGACCAUGGAAUCGUUCCUAAGGGCUUCGAAGGCAUGCUUGACAACUUUAAAUGCAUACGAGAAGAUCAUUGUUGUUAUGGGGAAUCCUACGUGCGAUUUAGACUCUGCCGUAUGUGCUUUGGUACAUGGAUUUUUCGUAUAUACGGACCGUGUUCAAGGUCAAAAGAAUGAGAAGAUAGCCGUGAUACCGAUAAUGAAUAUCUCAAAAAAGGAAUUUCGGGUGAAAACAGAGGUAGUUUAUUAUCUAGGAGGCCAUAAUCUCCCGUUAAAUUUGCUGACGUUCCGGGACGAGAUAGAUCUUCGUAAACUGAAUGCAGAGGGUAAACUGGAGUUGAUCCUGGUCGACCAUCACACACUCCCAAAAGAAGAUUUGUCCCUAGCGGAUUCAGUUGUGGAAAUUAUUGAUCACCGACCCCAAGACGUAACCUGGUCCUGGUCCGGCAGAACGAUUAAUUUGCAAACAGUCGGCAGCUGCGCUACCCUCGUCGCGAAGAACAUUCUUGAGAAACGGAGGAUGCUACUCGACUCACAAGUUUCCAAUCUUCUGAGAGGUCCGAUCUUGAUAGACACUUGCAACUUCUCCAAGGAGGCUGACCGGGCCACCCCAAUGGACUUCGACGUGAUUCGACAACUCGAGGAGUUGAAUACACUACAUCCAUCCAGAGAUCAGCUCUACCAGGACAUUCUCAAUGCUAAAACGGACAUCAGCCAGUUAACCCCGGACGACCUCAUAAUCAAAGAUCUCAAAGUCGUCAAUGGAAUACCUAUAGUUGGAUUGCCUAUACUCGUCGAGAAUUUUAUAAAAAUGGAUGGAGCUCACGAGGCUUUGGAUUCAUUUGCAAUGAAAGAAAAUACACCGUUCGCUAUUCUGAUUGGGCUGGAUUUAAAGAACGACGUCGUAACAAGAGACAUAGCCGUCUUCUCAUUGUCGUCCAAUGAGCUGGAAAAUAAAGUGAUCGAGGCGCUGAUGACAUCAACGAAUCCGAAAUUGGAACUGACGGAGACUCAUCGCUUUUCCAAAAGUGGUCGCACCCUCAUCCACUACAAGCAGGGUAACGUGAAAGCAUCCAGGAAACAAAUAUUGCCAAUAAUCCAGAGCGUAUCAAGAGACUGUACCUGUUAGAUACAAAAGCGAAUUGUAUCCCUUUGAGCAGUUGAAUUUCGCUGGCAACCAUCGAAUAAAUGAAUCCUCUGUAACUGGUGCAUGCAGCGUAUGCACUGUAUUCGAAAUAAAUGAUUCAAUUGAA
Messenger RNA from Cephus cinctus (wheat stem sawfly), 1448 nucleotides. It is a transcript of the gene pn, whose product is annotated as exopolyphosphatase PRUNE1. The record is from RefSeq and is a predicted model, not a curated record. The coding region runs from base 206 to 1324 and encodes 372 amino acids. Gene Ontology annotation, molecular function: exopolyphosphatase activity. NCBI's taxonomy places the organism in Eukaryota, Metazoa, Arthropoda, Insecta, Hymenoptera, Cephidae. The transcript is spliced from 7 exons. Gene Ontology annotation, cellular component: cytoplasm.